UUCCAAAGGAAUAUCUCGCUAACGUAACUCAAAAGGAUGAUGAAAGUGUCAAGGAUUAUAUUGCUCGAUUUAAUGACCGAGUUCAAAACAUGGAACCAUGUCACCCCGAAACCCUGCUCGUCAUGGCAAUCGCUUGGUUGAAACCAAAUUCCAUUUUUCGUUGGACACUAUGCCAGAAUAAGCCAAAUACCUUCCAGAAAUUCCUCGCCCGAGCUCAGCAACAUAUUAUUGCCGAGGAGGCGAUGUCGGUCCCUGAUUUUAAUUUUAACCCAAAGUCGUCCAAGUCGAGAACCAACGACAAGAAGAAAAACAGGUCCUUUGAAAAACAGAACAAGUCUCAGUUCCGAGGUUAUCCCUCGGAAGACGCCAAUGACCCCGAAGUCAGAGCGGCCGGAAAGCAAUACGCUAACGACGUAAAAUCAGGAUACCAAACCGUCUAUUCAGCUGGGGCCGCUAUCAUUUACGAAGAAAUCAAAGGGAAAGGCAUUCUGCCUGAACCGAAACCACUUCGGAUGCCUGAGCACAAGUUGGAUAAAUCGCAAUACUGCGAUUAUCAUAAAUCGCCGGGACACAACACUGAUGAGUGCCUCAGUUUGUUAGCCGCCUUAUUACGUUUAAUCAGACAUCCACAACUCAAGAAAUUAUAUCGAAACACCGAUGUUCGGAAACCAGGGGUAGGACGUCAAAUUAAGCCCUAUGAUGAUGAUGAGGAUGAAGAGCGAGGUACCAUGCCGAAAAGAAUUCGGCAAGGAGAAAAAGAAGUAUUUAUGUUCACCUCGGAGGUGUUUAAUGUUGAUUCAACCGGGAACUCUCGAGGACUUAAAAGGAGUCGAUCUCUCAGUCCGACACAAAUCACCGUCCACCGAGUAAACACCAAUAAUUCCCGAGUUGUGUCAUCUCGUCGUCAAAUCAAAGCUUACGCUCAACAGGCCCACAGUUCGGAUAAGCAAGUUUUCACCACUGAUUUGCGAGAUGUUAUUAAUGCCCGGAAUUUCCCCAUUACUUUCAACAUGGAGGACGCAAACCACUUUGCACAUCCUCAUUCCGACGCUCUUAUCAUUACUGUUCCGAUAUGCGGAAUUUCAGUCCACCAUGUUGUGGUUGACACUGGGACCUAUUCAAGUAUUCUGAUGCUGAAAGCCUUUGAUAAAAUGGGUCUUGACCCCGCAGACAUUCGACCUUGCAAUGAUCAAAUACAAGGGUUCAACGGGAGUACCUCCCGACCUAUUGGUGAGAUUACUUUACCCAUCCGAUUUGGUACGUCUGAACACGUCACGAAACUUGUCAUGGAAACUUUCAAAGUUCUAGAUAUCAACAACAAAUACAACACCAUCAUUGGAAGAACCGCCUUGUACAAACUCCGAGCUGCCG
Molecule: messenger RNA, 1371 nt
Organism: Striga hermonthica
Lineage: Eukaryota; Viridiplantae; Streptophyta; Magnoliopsida; Lamiales; Orobanchaceae
Source: the annotation of a GenBank genome assembly